Molecule: messenger RNA, 1401 nt
Organism: Linepithema humile (Argentine ant)
Lineage: Eukaryota; Metazoa; Arthropoda; Insecta; Hymenoptera; Formicidae
Source: RefSeq, a predicted model, not a curated record
GAUAAGUGCGCCGCUAUUAAUCUCCAUAUUUCGUGUCUUCAAAAUUAUUGACAAGUGAUGGCCACAAGUACUAUCAGCCCGUCGCUGAAAAUCGGCCUUCGCUUGCUUGGCGUAUGGCCGGAUGUUUCGUAUUCCACCGUUUACUGGGUGAUUUAUAUGUCGAGUUUACUAAUUAUACAAUAUUUUCAAUAUUUGUAUGUGUUCACGCAUUUCAAACUCAGCGAGCUUUCGAAUCUUGUGGAUAGUUUGCCCAUGACAUUAGAUUACAGUUUGUCGAUUUUUAAAUUGACCAGUCUUUGGUUACAACGUCGAAUCAUGCAACAGAUCUUGAUUGCUAUGGAUAAGGAUUGGCGCGAGUGCAUGGAUGUCAAUCAGUAUUUGUAUGUAAUGACGAUUAAAGCUAAUGUGUCGCAUUUUUUCUCUAAUACCAUAUUGAGCUUUUACGGAAUUUCUGGCGUAUUUUACGUUUUGGGCGAUUACGCAAUUCAUAUUAUGCAUCUUGUCAGCGAUAACAAUGAUACUUUACGGCAGCUUCCUAUGAAGGUACAACUUCCAUUUGAAACUGAACAAUCGCCGAUCUUUGAAGUGCUCGUCGUAACGCUAUUUCUACACGUGAUGGCAAAUUCGUUCACGAUCGCUCUACUAAAUGGAUUGAUUUUUUCUUUGGUGCUUCACGUGAGCGGACAAAUCGAUAUUAUAUGUGAAGAGUUCAGAAUUAUAUCUGAGAAAAUUUUACUUUACGAAUCUUCCGCGUCUACAUUGAGAACGUUGAUCGAGAGGCAUAAUAAAGUUAUUUUAUUUUCCGAUAACAUCGAGAAACUUUUCUCUUUCAUAGCGUUGAUGCAAGUUGUUUGGAAUACGUUAGUUAUGUGCUGCUUAGGAUUCAUUAUCAUAAUAUCUAUUCAUAAUGAAGGUAGUCUCUUCGUGUUAAUAAAAACUAUUUUGGCUUACAUCGCUAUGAUGAUAGAAGCCUUUAUCUUUUGCUUUGCCGGAGAAUAUCUUAGUCUAAAGAGUAAUGCAAUCGCUGAAGCAGCAUACGAUGUGUUGUGGUACAAUUUGCCGUCAAAUCAGAGUAAAAUUAUAAUAUUCGUAAUAAUGAGAUCUUAUAGACGACUGACGAUCACUGCAGGGAAAAUCAUGGAUUUAUCUUUAGAAACUUUUGCGAGCAGUUCUACACGAAAUUCUGGCAGCUAUAAAUAAUGAUUGGCACGAAUGUAUCAAUGUCAAUUGGCAUUCAUAUAUGAUGACAAAUAAAGUCAACAUAUCGCAUUUUUAUUCUAAUUGUAUAUUGAACAUUAAUAUGUUUACUUCGGUAUUUUAUCUCGUGGGUGAUAUUGCAAUUCGUGUUGUCGGCAGUCUUUCGGGUAUCGCCAAUCUUUGAGGUACUCAUUAUAAUCCAAU